AUGGACUUGUCAGCAGUUGCAGUGCAGAAGCCACUGCUCCCGAUGCAAUUACAGGAGCUGUUGCCCCAUGCGGAUCGAAAAGCAGGUGCAGACAAGAAGCAGCAGCAGCUUUUGUCGUCCACAGAUUGUACGGUCUCCGUCCACGACGCUGCAUCGACUUUGCAAUUAUCGGGCAAGCACUUUAGAGACGACGACAUGCUGCACGUCCGUCUCAAGGCCAGUCACUGCAGUAGUAGUCGCCACAGCAAUAGCAGCAGUUCGCUGCGUGCGUCGCUCUUGAGCACGAGCGGGUCAUCGUCUCUCCCCCCUCACAGCAAGAGCCUCGUGCUUGACCCCGAGACGAAUGGCGCUGUGCUUCAAGCUGCAGUCUCAUCGGGCGCCGAGGUCGUGGAAGUCGUGGCUGAACAGAGCUGGCUCAUCACCAAGCUCCUGCUGCAGCUGCUCUGGGCGCUGCGCAUGUCCAAGCGCUGGAUUCUCUGCGCUCUGCGACUGCUGUCGUUCGUCGUCGUGCUGCUCUUCCCGUUGGUCAAGAUCGCGCUCUAUUGGUUCUUCAAUCAAGACGUGCACAAGAACAUCAUCUACGGAGUCAACCGACGCAACUUGCUGGAUGUGUAUACAGUGCCCCGGGCAGCACAAGACGAGGAGACUGUCGAAACGCAGCAGCCCGGCGUUGCCAGUCCUCCCAGCCCGAGCUUCACUGAGAAAAAGUACCCCGUCGUCGUGUUUGUCUCUGGCGGAGCGUGGAUCAUUGGCUACAAGGCUUGGGGCGCGUUGAUGGGGCGCGUGCUGGCGUCGCUCGGUGUCGUCGUCGUCAUGCCCGACUACCGCAACUUUCCCCAGGGAGUGGUGCCGGACAUGGUCGAAGACGUGACGCGUGCGAUGCAGUGGGUCUUUGACAACAUCCAGCUCUUUGGCGGGGAUAGCGGCAACGUGCAUCUCAUCGGGCAGUCGGCUGGAGCGCAUCUCGCCUUGUGUGCACUUCUCGAGCAGGUCGAAAACAAGCGCAACGCGUCGUCAGCAAGCUCGGCAGUGUCGCCAAGCGCUAGUGUCACGUCUGGAACCGGUAGUACGUCGGACUGUGAGAGUUAUGAGAGCAUGUCUUCAUUGACGCAGCCGAUCACGUGGAAGUUGCGGCACGUUCGCAGCUACAUUGGCAUCUCUGGACCGUACAACAUGGAAGCGAGCAUUGCGACCUUCCACCGCCACGGCUUUGACCGGGCGGUCGUGGAACGGAUCAUGGCAAAUCGGCUGACUUACUACUCGCCCUCGUUGCGUUUGGUGACGCUUAGUGAGCUGCCGCUUGAAACGCGGACAGAGGUGUUGGAAGAAUUUCCGCCGUGUUUUCUGUUUCACGGCACGGCCGAUAAGACGGUCAAUUAUCGGUCGACGGAGCAGCUUACUGCGGCUCUGGAAGCUUGCAACAUUCCUGUAUCCACGCGCUUUUUUGAGGGCAAGACGCACACGGACCCGAUCAUCGAGGACCCGAUUGUCGGUGACGAUUUUCUGCUGGACGACGUGAUGGCUGCGUUGAACGCUCAAGCGUCUGUUGACCCGAUCAGCGGGAAGCCCCGGUACGAGUUGGGUGCACGACCUCAAGAAGGACGCUAUUAUCCCAAGGUGCUGGUGGGUUUAGCCCGCAAGAUUAAUCCGUUUUAG
Messenger RNA from Peronospora matthiolae, 1656 nucleotides. NCBI's taxonomy places the organism in Eukaryota, Oomycota, Peronosporomycetes, Peronosporales, Peronosporaceae. The record is from the annotation of a GenBank genome assembly.